GAGACUCGCGUAAGCCGUAUGCCGGCUGUGGCGUAGUGUAGGAAGCGAGGAGAAUGAGCAGUCAGUUACCGAAGUGUAUCAUCCCGAGCACUGAACGUCAAAGAAAGACACAGCCCACGUUAUAUAGCAGGCCUGCGGCCGGGCACGGCGCUUCUCGCCACAGAAACAAAGUUUCGCGGAACGAGGUCUGAUGGGUUAUCACACCGUGUGACAACCUAUUUUAGUUGCCAUUUUUGUUUGGUUCGUGCAAAAAAAAAAAAGUGACAACCGUGCGCGUUCUGUCACCAGUGUCGCCGGAGUUCGCACGUGUGAUCUUUUCGCACUGGCGAACGUCGAAUAAUUGAAUUGCACCCAUAUCGGCGAGGAAAGAACAGCGCUGAAGGAAAACAAGAUGCUGGAAUUGCAACAGGUGUCCGACGUGGACAACGGGUCGGACAUCGUGCAGCGCAUCACCGCCAUGCUGGACACGGCGUCGGCCGAGCAGCCGUCGCCGUCGCCGCCGCCCGCGCUCGCGGGUUCGACGCCCGGCGGCUCGUCGGGCUCGGCGUCGCCCACGCCGCCCCCGGCUUUGGCUGGCGCGCCGCUGCACCACGCACACCCACAGCACCAGGCGCUGCACCACCACCAUCACCACCACCCGCUGUCGCCGCUGCGGUCGCUCUCCGUCGCGCCUCCGGGCGUGCUGCCGCCGCAGGCGCACCGCUCCCUUUCCGAAGGUGAAACCUCAAUGUCAAUUACAGACUUACUGGGUCUUAAUGUGCCAAGAGGAACGCUCUUGGGAAGUAAUAGCAGCCUGAAUUCCCCAUCUCCUCAGUUGUACGACCCAUCUCAGAAUUCGAGGUUCUUCCAGGAAGAACCACAUUAUCUGGACAUGAUGGAUGCAUCCGGAUUCCACACACCACUUCACAACCCGUGUGCCUUCAGAAGUUCCCCAGCGUACAGUGACUGUGGGAGCCCAACAGGAGUGGAUCAGUCGCUGUUACCAGCCUCCAACAACAGUGGCUCUACCUCCAACUCCCCCGUUGAUUCCGAUCUGAACCCCAACAGUGUUGAUGCCGGAAGCUUAGCUAAUCUCAUAAACUAUCUAUCCCUCUACAGAGGAAAUGAGCAACAGCAAGAACAGCAGCAACAACAGGAUCAAAUGACAUCACUGAGAUUUUUACAGCAGCAACAACAUAAUCUGCAAGCAAGUUUCCUGUCGCAGUUCCUGCAGUCGCCACAGUCUCCAGACGGUCAGGCUGCCACCUGCUUCCCACUGUCAGCGCCCUUGGGUCUUUCCCUCUCUUCAUCUUGCCAGCAGCGCAGCCCUCCCCAGUCUCAACAGCAGUCGCGGCGCGUGAGAGUCCCAUCGCCGUUGCACCCGCUGACGCCACCGGAGCUCGGGUCGCCACUGCAGUGGCGGCAGUCGCCUUCGCUGACUUCGUCGCAGUCGCGGAACUCUGGGGCUGGCAACUCCGGAGGUGGUCAGGUGUGCCUUGAGCGUGCGGCCCGCUUCCACAAGAAUGCUGCCUCUCUGGUUGAUGCCACCUGCACAUGGAGUGGAACAUUACCACCACGAUCUGUCAAGUCUGGUGCCUAUUCGUGUAAGGUAUUCCUUGGAGGAGUUCCUUGGGACAUGGGCGAGGCAGCCCUGGUGAAUGAACUUCACCAGUUUGGCCAGAUACGCAUAGAGUGGCCAGGCAAAGAACAGUCUGCAUCACAGCCAAAAGGCUACGUUUAUGCCAUUCUCGAGUCUGAAAGGAAGGUUAGAGAGCUCCUGAAUGCUUGCACUCAAGAGUUGACGAGUGGUGGCAGCUGGUAUUUCAAGAUAUCCUCAAAAAAGAUGAAAGCCAAGGAAGUCCAGGUAAUCCCAUGGCUGUUAAGUGAUAGUAACUACAUAAAGUACACUUCACAGAAGCUGGACCCACAGAAAACUGUAUUUGUUGGUGCUCUUCAUGGAAUGCUAAAUGCUGAGGGUUUGGCGAAAAUAAUGAAUGACCUCUUUGGAGGUGUGAUAUAUGUAGGUGCAGGUAGACCCGUACCUGGAAGACUCCCUCUGUUCGUCGUGCGGCCUGCAGCAGGGGCCUUACUUCUGUCGGGACAUGGUGUGCUUCCGCUACUUCUGCCGGACCUGUUGGCACCGGCACCACGAUGGGCGCGAGCAGUUGCAGACGCACAAGACGCUGAUGCGCAACUCCAAAGGGAGCCGUGCCACCCCCAUCUCAGUGCCGGGCUUCUCGGCUCCUUCACUGUCAUCCCCGUCCUUCUCGUCGAUGAGUCCUCCCACACUCAUCAACUGAGAUGUCCGUUGGAGCACGUCGUGGGGAGGGAGUUCGAAGUUACGUGGUGCUGGAGGCUGUGCACGAGUGCUGCACCUCUGUGGCCGGUAUCGAGGCAGCUUGCCGCGACGCUGUACUCCCGGUAUGUGUGGAUUACUGCUGUCAGUAACACUGUGUACGUGUGUGGGGGCACGUGGAAAUGUGUCGGUGCAUUAGAAGUUACCGAUCUGCCACACAGAGGAGCUGCCUGUGUGUUCAGUUUCCUAAUUUUAAAAUUUUUCCAUUGAUCAGUAUUAAUGCUGCUAGUUUAAUAGGAUAAGCAAGGUACUGAUGAAAAAUGUUCCUUUUUGAAGAGAGAUUACUUUAUUUAUAUUAAAUAGUUAUAUUAUUUGCCCGAAAUGGCAUCCUUAUAGUUUUUAAUUAUUUUGCUGCAGUCGGCAUUACUUACCCUAAUUUUACAAUGAGAGAAAUUGUGUUUUGUUUUUAUGAUGCUAUAUUUAAGAAGGGAGUUAAUUCUUUUUAGUGACAUUAAAUCGUGAUUUAUUUUGAGGUGCAGAAAACUUGCUCAUUUGCUAACCCACUUACAUAACUGGAUGGAAGCUUAUGACGAACUGGAUUGGAAAUGGUCUGUUCUUUGGAUUCUUUUGGCUAUUUCAUUAUCGAUACUGCAAUGGUGUAAACUCGACUGUGUAAAUAUGUUUAUUUUGGAAGAAUUUGUAUAUGAGAGUGUAUGAUUAGAAUCAUUGCAGUACAAAAACAACCAGGAGGGUUUUAAUUUACAGAAAUGUUAUACACAGUGUUCUUGAUUUUUUUUUUUAUUUAGUUUUUAUCAUUUCUUCUUAUAUCAAUAUAAAAAGACUGUUCUCUCUAUAUAAUAUUGCCAGCAGAGUGAAUAAAUUUCUGAGAAGAAAUUGUACUCAAAUCUUAUGUCAUUUUAAAACAGAAAUAAUAUAACUACUCAGUCAUUAUUGCAAAAUAAAAACUCCCUUGUGUGGUUUGAAGAUGUCUUGGCAGUUGAAUCGUAUCUGACAGUACAACAUAGAUAGAACUUUAGUAACUUUUGUAAUUUAGUUUUUAUGCCUUCCACAAAUAGUAACAGUAGCAGAAUUUAAUAACUUGCCUAUUGUUUCAGUUAAAUUUUACUGUUCCACGAUCAAUCGGAGCCAUAGUGCCUUGUUUCUGCCGCUGCUGACAGAAAUUGCAUAAUCUUAUGAAUGUUUCUAAUUCAAGUAAUCCUUUUGUAAUUUGUCUUAUACUGUGUACCAAGUUUUACAGAAGAUUUUGGUUCCCCUUUUGUUAACAGCAGCAAAAACAUGGCACCGUAGUACUUAACUAGUUCGUGUAGUAGUACAAAGUAACUAAAACAGUAGUCUUUAUUUUUAAUUCUGCUGUGGUUAUGACUUUGGAAAGACAUAAAAACUAAUUUUAGGAUCUAUAAAAUAUUUAUCUGUGCAGCACUGUCAGAUUUGUUUCAGUUAAGAUCUUUGUACUAAAAUAUUGCAUAAAACUUUGCACACGCAUUAUUAUUUUAGAAUUUUUAAAAUGUGCAGUUAAACAGUUUUGCUAUUCAGUAAUUGUUCCUAAUUUUAUAAUACAAUUUGGAGGUGUUUCAUCAUAAGACAUGUUAUGACUAAAUUGAAGCUAGUCUUAUUAUGUACAAAGGAAGAUGUUACUGUUGCUUCCUGUGAGUUACCAUGUUCGGUGGAAUGUAGGCACCAACCAGUGAUAAAGAUAACGAGAGGUGGUUGCCAUUACUAUAGUAAAAUGUAUUAAGGUACUGAAUAAACCUCAUAUUUUUAUAUGCAAGUAUACCAUUGGGCUAUUACUUGUAUUUCAUUCUUUCAUCUCCUUACUGCAUCAAGAGUGUCUGAAUAUUGCUUAUUCAGGAUUUCUGUUACUUGGUUUGAUACUUACUACUGAACUUGCCCUUCGUAGUGCCGUAAAUAAUAGUUACUCAAAGUUAAGAAAAAUUGUAAUAAACGGUUGCCAGUACAAUGGUGCAUUUGAAUGUUUUGACAGAGGUGUAAAAUGAGCCAUUUCUAUAGUUAUUAACCCGUAUUUACUGGAAGAAUUUAUUUGGAGGGGUGGGAGGUUGGAAAAUUUUAAGUCUGCUGCUUUGUUGAAAUGAGCUUUCAAAUAAACUAGUUAACAUUAUUCACAUCAUACAGAACUAACUUCUCUGUGUAUAUACUUUUGAUGUAAACCAAAUAUCCAAAGAAGAGUUGUUGAAUAGGUGUGCAAAUAACAAAUCAUUUGUUCUCAGACCUCAAAAAUAUAUUGGGUACAAAACCAUGUAAAUAGUUGCUGUUCAGUGCAGUAUCUAGCAGAUAAAUUGGAAUAAGAAAGUCAUUCAUUCCAAGCAGAAUGAUAUAAGCCAUAGACUGUUGCUCAGCCCCCCCCCCCCCCAAAAAAAAAAAAAAAAAUACUUUCACUUCACUUAGUGAUGUGAUUCCUCAGCUACUGUUUCUGUAAUAAUUUUCUUUUGUUUUUAAACUGUGUAUGAAGUUUAGUUAUAAUAAGGCAUGGCCCGCUCAGGCAUGUAUUGGAUGUGGUUAAUAUUUUUUAGUUUGCCAUUUAAUUUUUGAAAUAUUUCUCCUACUUCUAAGCAACUUUGAUCCAUUUUAAAAUUUUAUUCAACAUUGAUGGCAGUCAGGAUUUCUUAAACAAAACAGAGCUUUAUUCUAAUCUGAUUUAUUGUAUUGCAGUGGAGAGGUAGUUACAGUGUUCUCUAUUAUCAGAGAGAUGGACAAGUGAAAUGCGAGAUUAUUUCUUUGAAAUUGUUUAUUUUGUGCUUGAUCUGAAAAGGACAAAAAGAAGCUGUUGAUAUUGCUUGCAUUACUUACAGACAUAUAUUUGGGACUGAAUUGAUUUCUGCAACUCGCCACACAGUAAAGGUAAUUUCUAAAACUGAAAUAGAUAAAUAGGACUUAGUCAAAAAUGCAAGAAGUUAUGCAAUUUGGACAAAACUGUCGUGUUUAGAGUUCCUGGGUGUGAUAAAACAGCUUUUUUGUUGUUAAUGAGUAUUGAGAACGUUAUUUUACAGAUUUUGAUCCCAAAGGUUGUUAAAGCUGUUAAAUUUCACUUGAAUUGUUCCUCAGUAAAAUGGCCAGUGGUGAGUUGUCAGGGACUUAAGUUUACCUGAAUUUUCUGCUGUUUGAGGCACAGGGGAGGGAAACUUUCCAUUUGUGGGUACAGUCUUGAUAAUAUCAACAGCUCUUAGCUAAUAGAAAAUCAGACGAUGAAUGGUAACUCUGCACUUGUAAAGAUAUACAAGAAGACUGUCUCUUCAGUUUACGAACCGAUAAUCUUCUCUUAGGGUAAAAUGCAGCUGCCAUUUGUUAAUAUUCUAUAGCUUUAUGUGCCACCCUUUGUAAAUGGAAACGUUGAAACUUGAGCAAGAUUAGAUACUGUAUAUGGUGGUUAGUUUUUCACUUGGAAUGGUCUGUGUUAGUCUGACUUCCAUGUUAUACUGUUCAAGAAAAGCAAUGCAAUUUAUUCAGUUAGCCUGUGACAAGCAAAGACAAAGUGUUUGUAGGAGGAGCUGAUUUCAUGCACUCUGCAACUUGCUUCUUUUCGUUGUUCUUGGUUGUUAAACAAAAUCGUGAAAUAAUAAAGGUUCGAACUGAUAAGCACUUAUUUUCAGCUAAUAAGAUUUUAGUGGCGAAAUUGAACUACUCAUGGCACUUACAGUUCCAAUUGGAAAAGCGUUUUAUUAAUGCUCCACUCAGACUGUGUUUAAAGAUUAAGAAACGGGUUUUCAUUGAGUUGAUGUGACAAAAGUUUGUUCACGCAGUAGUUUGAUUUUAGAUGUGAAAAUAUACAAAAUUUUGUAAAUAAAAAAGGAUACUAUGUAUUACCUAAAAUUUCUCCUCAGUGCUCAACCUACAAGGUAUGAAAAGAGCAGUGAAGAAUCUGCUGUACCAGAUAACACAGUAUUAAACUAAAAAUUGUUUGCCAGUUUGGGUGAUGUUUACAUCCUUGGAUUAUUUCAUUAAAAACUCUUAACUCACAGACUGAUGGUAUAUUUUCCUCAUAUAGUCAGUGACUUUACUAAGAGGAAAACCUCUUAAAAGUAUGCAACUGUCCUAGGACUGGUUAAGGUCCGAAAAUUUCAUGCACUGAAAGAAAAUUACAUACUUACUUUAACCAACUGUUUCUUUUAGAUGGAUGUGUGGAGAUAUGGUACAUUGUGGCAUAUCCUUUCAUUUGAGGCAAUUGUUGGGCAACUAUGAACUGAACACUUUUGAUACUGUGUGAACAGUAACAGAUAAGACAGUCAUUGAACAACUUGUAAGUUAAGAAUAAUGCAUAAAUACUGGUAUUUCAUAACAACUGUUACAGACUGAAAAAUACUUGUAUUGAUGAGGGAUGGAUGGGAAUUCCUAUAUUAUGAACUGAAUUAGAUGUCAGUAUUUGGUUUAUGAAAGUUACAGUCAAUGGCUUUAUCAUUAUCAUGAACAUAAAAGCAGCCGCUGCACACCAAAGAAAGUGAAUUAUUUUGUGAAGUACCUGUAUUUCCCUCACUUUGCCAUGCAGUACAGUACUGUUUUUGCCAGUGUUGUUGUUAGUAAGUGUGUAUAUCCACUUGAUCAUCUUGAUGGACUGUCAUUCAGGUACAGUGGCUGCAAAUAAAAAUUUUAGUAGGUAUUUUUUUCAGCAUUUCUUUAUACUUUCCCCAUGAAUCAUUGUAGUUUGUCAUUAAUUUUUGUAAAUGUUUAGCACAUUUAGAGUAGAAUAUUACAGUAAGCCCAGUUCUUGUCUUGGGCAUCGCCUGCACGGUUCGUGCAGUUUGCUAGGUUGCAGGAGAGUAGGCACAUAAGUGACCCUCCUGUGUGUGCAAAAAGCUUCCACUGCCAUAUUUAAUGUGUGGCGUGAACAGAAACGGCACGCACUCUCCUUGACGAAUUGUUUUUCUGAUUUAAAAAUCUAAAAUUGUAAGAGUUCAGUUUUGAAAAGCCAUCUGCAAAACGUGGCAUGUGCAUGCACACACACAAUUAUUGUAGAAUUUAUAAAAUUUUCAAAUUUUUUGUUGUCCGCUAAUUGUUCACAAUUCUGCCAUAUACUUAGAUUUGUAUUUAGUUAUAAUACUAAAUUGAAGCUAGACUUGAGGAGCACCCUGUUCAUUCAGUAACGUGUUAAACUGUAGUACACAGUCACAAGAGAGAGAGUCUUAAAAAUGGUGUAACCUAAGCUGCUCCUGCCUCUUUGAUACACAUAACUAAAGAACUACAUUAUAAAUCUGAAAAGGCACUCACUGUGUUGUGACUAUCACCACUCAUUGUUUGUGCUAAAUUUUUAUAGAUUGCAUCACCCAGUGUACCAAUUGGUGACAAUUUUCUGUACUGUUUAUACCGACAUAGCCUCUUCCCGUGGAAUAGCGUACUAGACUUGUAAUGCUUCAAAGACCACAUGUGAAAUACAUUGAACAUACUUAAUUGUUGCAAAGUGAGAGUUCAUCUCUCUUAAGAUAGUUGGCUUUUACAUUUUAAAAUGUGUUUAAAGUUUGUGCAACCGCACCUAAUCUGUGUGUUUGACUGCUGUAUUGAUGAUAUGAACAUAGCCUAAUAAAAAGACAAUAACUAAGUAGAUACCCCAGGGUUUUCAAGAAUGAAGUCAUUUAACUUUAGAAUUCUAUCCAAACCCCAGCUGUUUAUACGGAUGAUGAAUUUCAGGUUUAAAUGAGAGGUAACACUGCAAGUAAUAUGAGAAUUGCUGCCCCCCCCCCCCCCCCCCAAUAGGCCCCCUGCUCAUGUGGAUGUAAAAGUGUGAGGUACUAAUUCUGUUUAAACGCCUUAAUGAAUUUUUUUCAUAACUUGGAUAUUAUUGUUUCCCACCAGAGAAUUUUUUCCAAAUUGUAUACUUUGGUUUUAGAUUUUCAGUUCUGUGCUGUAGCACCUCAGAUAUUUCUGUUCAUUGUUGUUAGCAACCACCCAUUAAGUUUGAGAUGCCCCAAACAAUAGGUACAUUGCCAGACACAACCCACUAAUGUGUCCCGUGUACAGGGGACAAGCCAAAAAUGUUAACAUUUGUACUUACUUCAGAAUGGUUUAAUAAUACAGGUUUGGACCCCCAUUUGUCCUUGACACAGCUGCGAUUCUUAUUUUGAAUACUGAAUACUUGCAUAUAAUGACUGUACAGUCUCCAGUUGAAAUGUUACGCUACUGUUCGAUCAGAACCACUUCUAACUUCUACAUUGACGAGGGAGGCAGAAAUCUGCUCUGAAGUCUGCGCUCCAAUACCGCUCACAGGGGUUCAAUAAUGUUAAAGUCCAGGGACUGUGCUGGCCAGGGAAGAUGCUGCAGUUCAGUUGUGUGCUCCUUGUAACACGGUUCGACUGUCCUGGUUGUGCAGAUGGUUGCAUUAUGUUGGAGUGACGAUAGAUACAGGGUCUCGAAGAUGGCCAUUGAGCUUGGCAGUUACUUAAGCGGCCAUAGUUUUAUGUUGUUUUGACACAGUUUUAGUGUACAACGAUCUGUCAUUUAGUUUUGAUUGGCACCCACCAUUACGUUUACAUGAUGUCUUUCCGUGUUUUGUGUAGACUGUCAGGACUAUUAAAACAGUUGCUCUUGAAACAUUCAAUAACUGGUUACUGAUGCUCCUGUUAGUCGAGCCCCCACAAUCUUCCCUCUUUGAAACUCUAUUAGGUCUUUCAUUGCACAUUGACCUCGGUCUCUGAAUGCAAAUAUAACGUAUGUUUCAUUGUUCAUUGAAAUAAUUAGUGCUGUAUUGGUGUAAUGCAUCAAUCAUUCAAUACCUCUCCUUUGGAAAAGGAGCUCUAAAAUGACCCACAUUUCUAUAUUAGUUGGACCUAAAAUUAAGUAAUCCAAUAAUUUAACUUAUUCAGUGAAAAUUGCCAGAGUUUAACAUAAUUUUGAAUUCUAGCCAAUAUGGAAAUGCGUGUAAAAAGUUCAUAAUCAAAAAACAAAGUUUAAAAUAAAUUACACAAUGGCCAUAGGAACUUUUGUUAAAAUCUGAAGAAGUCUAAAUUGUCUCUACUAUAUUUUGCUUUUAGUCUGGUAUGUUGAUUGGUUCUUCAGCUUCUUUUUGGUAGAACAGUUUCGUAAUUCUAAAUGGAAAAGUGCAAAACUGUGAAUGUUCUGCAGUAUCAACUUGUUGUUAAAUUUUACGGCUGACAAAGCAAUCAUGAUAAUGAACAGACUAUAGUCAUCAAAGAAGACAGUACUGAUGAACUCCACGCCCAAAAUAUUUUGCGGAGUUGAGGUGCAAACACAGAAUGCCAUUGGAAGAGGGGACAGACAGCAAACCAAAGCCAAUCUGUGAUCAACAGCUGUCGUUAUGUUACAGAUUGUCAUAUCUCACUCUCACACAGAGUAUGACAACAUUUUGUCUACAUCACAUAAAGGUGUGGCGUGGAAGUCACCACGUCAUCCUUCUUCCUUCCCCUUCAAUCCUUCUGCUACUGUUUGGUGGAUGGAUUUUUUUAUAUAUCUAAUUAUAUAUAGUUUUCAGAAAUUAUUUUUGUGGUUAUGUUCGUGCUUUAAUUUAUACAAAAUGUUCUUAAUUAGAGAUGUUAUUAUGUAUAUGUUUGUCCUCCGAAUCGGAUGCCACUGUUGGUCUAUAUGCCUGAGUAUUGGUCACGUAAUUCUACAUCUUUAAAUGUAGAUAAUGUUGCAUAACAAGAUGAUAAUUAACAAGCUGCAGAGCAAGCAGCAUACAAGAUCUUCACGUACACGAUUUAGCGGUUAAUGUUUUCAGUUACAUUACUAUUGCACUGUGAAAGAUCACAGCUCUUGGUUUUGCACCAUUCUCUCCAUGUGCACCAGUUAUUCACCAGUACUGUAAUAUAACAAUGAUAGGUAUAGUCAGAUGAUAGCCUUGUAGGCCCAAAACUGGUUAAUGAAAUAAAUUAAGGCUGUAGAAAAUAAAAAAUUCUGCACUGUUACCUUAUAAUGUAGUUCAAUAGUUUCCCGAUAACAGUGCUUAUCAUGUACCUUGUAAAAUUAAAUUCAGUAAAUUUAUUAUGUUAACUGUAACAUGAAACUUGCUUCAAACCAAAGUCAGAAAAUACCAGUCCAUUUGAAACAACCAAGUACCGAUGGGAUUUUUGGCACUGAGGGUUACUAGAAAAAGUCGCAAAUGAAUUACACCCAGUUUCACAGCAGUCUUUAUCUUAAUUCCCAGAAUAUCUUAUACUAUAUCACAGUGUUGUUUACUUGGCUGAGUGAAUCAUUUUGUGUUGAUGCUGUCCACUGCACCUAGAUGUAAAACUUUCUUGUGUUAUUCUUCCAAUAUGUUCCAAAUAUGAUUUAGCCCAAUUCUUCAUAUUGGGAAAGUAUUUCUGUCUUCCUGUGCUGUUAAUUGUCAUUUAUACUGAACAGAAGUUUUGGAUACUUGUUAAUUGGUGAAAUGUAAUUUGCUUCUGCCAUAGUGUUUCUUCUCACAACAAAACUCAGUUUGCAAGUAUUUAAUAAUGAGUUUUCAAUCUCUCUCAUUUCACAGAGCAUCACUUUUUAAUAAGAGAUUUUGUGUAGGUCAGAUGACCUUUGCUUGAAAUUCCGUAUUGGGAUAUAAAUGUAGCAUGCACCUUCUUAACUAAGUUUCUAUGCAUUUUUGCUUAUUAGCAAGUCUCAAAUAUUUUUUUGUAUAAACAUUUGCUCUUCUGGUGUUGAAAGUGAACUUGGCAAUAAUUAAUGUUGUCUGUCUGGGGCAAGAGGGGUACGGCUCCCUGUAUGCACCUUACUUCGUAAUUAACAUGCAGUUCUGGUAGUAGUAUUAGGUGGUUUGUUUGUUCUCAGGUAUCCAACCCAUCAACUUUAGAAAAUGUCAGUAAAAUGUUGCUUAGCACUCUGUACUCACAUUAUUCCGAAGAAUACUGGAUUCAUGGCACACAAUCAAGACGAUAUAAACAAAGCAUUGGAACACUUAUUAGCAAACAAGUUACGCGUUCAUUACCUGAAACUGUAAUUACCUGGUAACUAAUUUUUCUAUAUCUAGAGUAUAUUAUAGGACGUAGUUUGUUAAUGCCACAGAGUUCAUUCUCUCCCACCCCUUUCCCUUAUUCAGUACAUUAACCACCCAAAGACAGAAAUCAAAGACUAAACUGAUAGAUACUGCAUUGUGAUAUGAGUAGAGAUAAAAUUAAAAUAAUCCAAAAGUACCAUUGCAGGUACUAUUGGCAAAUAAGUUAAAUACAGUUAGAGGUGAUUUUGCGAAAUUGUUCUAAUGUUGGACAGUUAGUACUCUAGGAUUGUAACUCUGUAUACCUGACCACGAUAUUAUUGAACUUAGCCUAUUGUUGCUGCUAUUGGAAACACACAGUGAUAUUACAAUUAAAAAGUCACUAUAAAAAGUUAAGGUAAGCUGACUGAAGUGUCCUCAAUAACAAGUGCAGUAGUAUUGUGGUUGACUAGUUACUCACAGACUGGCAUCCUUUUUGUUUGAUAAUGCUUGUUGACAACAGAUGUUCAGAUGACAGGUUUAUACUUUCAAGACAUGGUGCUCUGCAUUUUUCGAAAAGAAAUUAAUUAUAAAAUAGAUCGAAAUAAUGCUUGUUUAUGAAAGAAGACAGUGUAGAAAGUGUCAUGAAAUGUGUGUAAACCAAGAUAGGAUACAUUUAGUUUUUUUUUUUUAUAAGCACAUUGUCAGAUGAUGGUGUGUUUAAAAUAGUGCCAUAAAGAGAUCCUGCUGUGUGGGUAUCAUAUUUCCUUUUAUAAUCUUCAGUCUGUUCAGACUUAACAUUUGACAUGAUUCUUUUGAAAAAUUGGUGUUUUCACGUUUGUGUAACUUGUCUUUAAUCUUGCCUAACACAUCAUUACAUGUUGUUGUUGUCAUCAUAUUAAAGUGCAAUACUAAUUUACUUGAAGACUGACUGUACUUGCCCUGUACUUCCUGUUUUCCACUGACUAUGUAGAAAUGAAAUUUUAAACACAAGGUUUUUUAAAGUUAACAAAAGUAGAAAUACAUUUAUCUGCAGGACUUGUGACUCCAUAUGAACAGAACUUGGUUUCUACUGAUUGUAUUGUAAUUGUGAUAAACACUGUUUUGCACCCAUGAUCUACAAAGUUACUUUUGUUGCAUGUAAUUGAAAUAUUUAUAGAUAUUUUCAAGUGCUCUUGUACUGUUAGCAUAUCUUGAUGUAGUAGUGUGGUAUUUUGGUUGAAAAUGCACCUGUAAAAAAAAAUACAAAGGCACUGAGAAAAAUAAGUCGAUCCGAUAUCAAGAUAAGAAGUAGGGUACUUGAUUUAUAUCGAGCCUUGUUAAUGUGUGUACUGAGACUGUGUAUCUUUCAUAUUUGUCAAAACAAAAAAGGUGCUAUGUAAUUUACACUGUAUUUGUGUGAAAUUGGUUGUAAUGAUGUGUAGCUGUUUUCCUUUGGCUUUUCAUUCAGAAUGGCACAUACAAGACGAACUGUCAGUAUCAUCAGUAGUAUCGAAGAGAUGUUCGGUGGUGUCACAGAAUUAGUCAUAUUUUUUGCAGGUUACUGGCUAAGAAAUAAAGUUUUAUUACUGGCAAUACACACUAUUAUAUAGAGCCAAAUGGUUUUUAAUGUUUUUAUAUAUGACUCAGUAUAUUUUAAGCAGAGUUUUAAAUGUAAGUCAUUAGUUAAUUUUAAAAUGAGAGCUGACUACGCUUUUAUGGGGAAAAAAGUUAUAUUCUGAAAGUCAGUAGUAUAGUUGUGAAAAGUAGUAAAGUGCCUUUGCCAUAACAAGUGUCAUGUGAGAAUUCCUGUUGUUUUACCAAAAAACUUAUCUAAUUCUUUGCUUUGUGUAUCUUUAAGUCACCUAAAUUAUUUAUUAGCUACAGUCUAAAUGGUGUGUCUUUGUAUCCCCCAUCAGUUUAUUGUAAAGUGAGCUGUUUACCAGCCAAUUCUUGUGUUGUAAUUUACUCAUCAAAUCAGUGUGUUCCUGUUCCCCAGAAUUUUCUUCAAAUUUUGACUUGAUAUAUUCUUCCCUAUCAGUGUGAUGGUUUCCCCCGUCAAAAAAAAAGAAAAAAAAAGUGCCAGUGUUAGGAGUUGUAAUGGGAGUUCAUUUGCAGCCUGAAAUACUCUUUGAUGCCUACUAUUACUCGAACGUUAAUUAUGCUUCUAUAUUAUUGUAAAAUGCCAAUCUUGACAAUAUUGCUUUUGUGUAUGUACCUUACCAGUAUUCAUAGUUCCAAAAGAGAUUGACAAAUUACUACCCAUUCUAAGUUCUCUCUAAAUGUUCUCACUAUUGUACGCUUAAAAUACUCAAUAGAUCUUAAAAUUUAAUUUGUUCUGAAACUUGUGGUACACUGUGUAACCAAAGAAACUUGUCUAGGAGAAAAUUACUUGGACCAAUGAUGUUUGCAUGUUUUAUAAGCAUACUGGUUAUUUAAUAUAUAUACAUACAUAUAUAUAUAUAGCUUUUUUAAGAUAUAAGCAUUACAAUAAAAAUGUAAUUAUCUAAUCACAUUUUACUGGAGGCAUAUAAAUAAUGUUGAAAACUUUUUUAGUGCAAAAACAAAACAACCAACCAAACACGUGGGUGCGCCCGCCCACACACACACACACACACACACACACACACACACACACACACACACACACACACACACACGUGAUGGUUAUUUUUAGCUUAUGGUUGUAAAAUUGCAGUUAUUAAACAUUUAAAGAAAGGUUUUAAUAUUCAUCAAACAUUCCAGUUAAUUGGAUUGUAUGAGCACAACCAAGUGAUUUUAUGAAGUGAUACAGACUGAGUGGAGGGAAGAUUGUUGUAAUGUUGCUGUGAAAAGAAAUUAAAGGGAAAAGUGUUACAGAUUGUCUUUUUGUUAAUGAUAAUGUAUCUUCACACUAAGAUGAAACUACUAUUGUACAAGAUGUGAACAAUAAAACAGUUACCAUGCUAUUAAAGUGAA
This is a messenger RNA of Schistocerca gregaria, 14093 nucleotides long. RefSeq lists its product as uncharacterized. Gene Ontology annotation, cellular component: synapse; neuron projection; nucleus. NCBI's taxonomy places the organism in Eukaryota, Metazoa, Arthropoda, Insecta, Orthoptera, Acrididae. The record is from RefSeq and is a predicted model, not a curated record. Gene Ontology annotation, molecular function: translation factor activity, RNA binding; mRNA 3'-UTR binding; mRNA regulatory element binding translation repressor activity. Gene Ontology annotation, biological process: negative regulation of cytoplasmic translation.